AUGAACACUGAGCAAAUCGAUCAGGUCUUGGAACCUGUUCAGGGCCCAGACGAGCUUGAAAGCCAAGAAUCGACUCUCGAAAAUCUGAUUGACGACUUGCCUACAGAAGAGGCAGAGCCAACAGAGGAUCAAGAAGACGAUGGUACAAAGUACACUCAAGCUCGAUUCGAGCUCUUACCUACUCCUCCAGAAAGCCCAUUUUCAAGCUUCUUAGCACAAAUUGGAAUACAGUCACCUGCAAGAAAAGAAGGACUUGACGUGGACCUGAAAAUCCUCAAUCAAGCCUUCAACGCCGGAACAAUGGCUGUACCAAUUGCAAAGCAAGAAGGAAAGCUGAUAACAAAGGCAACGAGGAGCAGAUACAUCCGCGGAAGACUGAAGCCCAGAUGGGAAGCGCAAAAGAGCCAUAUGAACCUCGUUCCAGACAAGGAGAGACUCCAUCGGAGGAAUCUGCCACCGGCUCCAAGCUCUUUUGGAAGUCUCACCGGUCACCGGUUCGAGGAGGAGUUCAAACAAGCGCAAAAGGACCAUCUGGAGAGUCAUAAGCAGAUGCGAUCAUGGUCAGAGAUUUCGAGGCUUGAUCCCCGAAUUGGAGACUCGCAAGUACUUGACUGUAUGUGGGUCUUCACAUAUAAGUUUGACAAACAUGGGUACCUGCGAAAAUGCAAGGCAAGGCUUGUAGUUCGAGGAGACCAACAGUAUAAGUCAAGCACAGAUGAUACAUAUGCUGCUACCCUUGCUGGAAAGUCAUUCAGGACGCUUAUAGCAAUUGCUGCAAAAUAUGACCUAGAGCUCCUGCAGUACGAUGCAGUGAAUGCGUUUGUAAAUGCAAAACUGCAAAGCAAUGUAUUCAUGAAGCUGCCACCCGGUUACCGGAGUGGUGAGAAACAGGAUCGAAUACUGCUCCUACACAAAGCACUUUACGGUCUGCGCAUCGCACCUCUUUUGUGGCAAAUGGACCUCGGAGAUACCCUCGAGGCUCAAGGCUGGAAUCAAGUCCCAAAUGAACCAUGUUGCUAUCGGAAGGAGAAUAUCCUUAUGUUCUUCUACGUAGACGACAUACGUAUUUGCAUAUAA
Molecule: messenger RNA, 1077 nt
Organism: Fusarium fujikuroi IMI 58289
Lineage: Eukaryota; Fungi; Ascomycota; Sordariomycetes; Hypocreales; Nectriaceae
Product: related to retrotransposon HobS hobase
Exons: 1
Coding region: 1-1077 (358 amino acids)
Source: RefSeq, a predicted model, not a curated record